GUUCACAAUCAAUGUGCUGAGAGAGAGAAUGUGAAAGAGAAAAUAAUUCAAUCUUAAUAUUAAGAGGUCCCGGUAAAGAUGGCAGGGGGCUAAGAGAUACGUGAGCUCAACGCACUUCCGACAUUCAUGCCCAUCAGAUGCUGGAAUAACUCCAAGCAGCAGGAGCACCGAUUAGAAACCAUGUCUCGCCAAAGGGCUGUGGUCAAGAGGCACCUUGUCCCCUCUGUUUCUGGUGCCUGGAACAGAAUGGAUCACCCGGGGACGGUCGAUCCCGAGGAUGAGAUGGGAGCACUAGCCCAUCUGGCACCCAGCCCUCAGAGUGAAGCAGUUGCUCAUGAACUUCAGGAACUCUCUCUGCAGUCCAGUCAACACUUACCUCCUCUUAACGAACGGAAGAAUGUAUUACAGCUGAGGCUGCAGCAGAGGAGGACAAGAGAACAACUAGUGGACCAGGGCAUCAUGCCACCUUUGAAGAGCCCAGCUGCAUUCCAUGAGCAGAUAAAAAGCUUAGAAAGAGCCAGGACGGAAAAUUUUCUGAAGCAUAAGAUUCGUAGCCGGCCUGAUCGUUCUGAACUCGUCAGAAUGCACAUUUUGGAAGAAACAUUUGCAGAGCCAUCCCUGCAAGCAACACAGAUGAAACUGAAGAGAGCACGGCUGGCAGAUGACCUGAACGAGAAAAUUGCCCAGAGACCUGGCCCUAUGGAACUAGUUGAAAAGAACAUCCUCCCCGUAGACUCCAGUGUUAAGGAAGCGAUUAUUGGGGUUGGACAAGAGGACUACCCCCAAUCUCAGGGUGAUUUUUCUUUUGACGAAGACAGCAGUGAUGCUUUGUCACCAGACCAGCCAGCAAGCCAGGAUUCCCAGGGUUCAGCAGCAUCCCCAAGUGAGCCAAAAACCAGUGAAUUGCCAUCCCCUGCAACAACCAACACAGCACCUCAGUACUCAUCAGCAUCUCUCCCUGAAUUCCUGAAAAGCCCCUCUGCUGGUGAUCAAUCUACUACCCGCUCUACCGUUCCUAGCCUCCCCACAAAUACCGUGUCUUCGACAAAGCCUGGACCAGCCCUGGUAAAGCAAAGCCAUCCGAAGAAUCCAAAUGACAAACAUCGGAGCAAGAAGUGCAAAGAUCCCAAACCAAGGGUAAAGAAGUUGAAGUACCACCAGUACAUUCCACCAGAUCAGAAGGGUGAGAAGAACGAGCCACAGAUGGACUCCAACUAUGCCCGUUUGCUACAGCAACAGCAGCUCUUCCUGCAACUACAGAUCCUGAGCCAACAGCAGCAACACUACAACUACCAGACAAUCCUCCCUGCGCCAGUCAAGCCAUUAAAUGACAAACAGACUAGCUCUGGGAAUUCUUUGAGCAAUAACACUUCUACAGCAGUGGCCAACACAGCAAGACAGAACAGUUCUGUUCCCACCAGAAAACCAGGACCAUUGCCUCCUAGCCUGGAUGACUUGAAGGUAGCUGAAUUGAAGAUGGAAUUGAAAUUAAGGGGCUUACCGGUGUCCGGCACCAAGACAGACCUCAUUGAACGCCUGAAACCUUACCAGGAGGUUAACAGUGGCGCGGCGACUAGCAACGCCGUUACCGUCACCACCUCUGCCGUGAUCACUAAUAACACCGGCGAAGUCACCAUGCCCUUUCCAGUCGCGACUCUAAAAAACUCAGCAGCGAGCUCGGUUCCCAGUUUCAAGUCAGAGACAUCAGCUGGUGGAACGGGCAGCGUAGCCCUUGUGGAGAGCAUAAGCUCCCCUCUGCCAAUCUCCCCUUCCCCUUCGGAACAAUCCAGUUUAAGUACCGAGGACACUAACGUGGCAGACACUUUCACGGAAAUCAUGACUAUGAUGUCACCCUCCCAGUUCUUGAGCUCCUCUCCCUUGAGAAUGACCGCCAACGAAGAGAGCUCGAGUCCUACGAGCGGAAGCCUGUCGAGCAUGGAACUCGACGCUGCCGAGAAAGACCGCAAGCUGCAAGAGAAGGAGAAGCAGAUUGAGGAGCUCAAAAAGAAACUGGAACAAGAACAGAAGCUCGUGGAAGUACUAAAAAUGCAACUGGAGGUUGAAAAACGGGGACAGCAACAGCAGCCGCCGCCGCCGCCUCCACCCCCCGCACCCGCAAGCCAUCCUUUAAAUAAUUUAGAUCCGAAACACAUCAGUCCAGCUGUCAAAGAUGAGAACUCUCUAAGCGACUGUUCCAGUCCCAGGCAGCCGAUGCCAGCCGUCGGCCAGCCAGGCCCUCCCGGUGGCCAGAACCCGGGUGCCAAAAAGGCCGUCGUGAUCAAGCAAGAGGUACCUUUGGCCAAAGCCGAACAGCAAAACGUCAUCUCGCAGUUUUACGUGAGUUCGCAGAGACAGCCACAGACUACGGUUGUUGCGCAGCCUCAAGCUUUACUAACCUCCCAAACAACCGCGCAGCUGCUACUUCCAGUGUCUAUCCAGGGUUCGAAUGUAACUUCAGUACAGCUCCCCGUAGCCGAUAUAAAACUACAGGGUCCACCACAAGCAGGAAUUCCAACUCAGUCACAAGUACCAGUUCCAGUUUCAUCUUCUGGUGUGGCCCCGACAGCAGCUCCGAAGCAAGACACUUUCGCCCACAUGCUAAAUCAAUCUCAACAAAUCAGAAAGGUUUUUCCAUCAACUUCACCAUCAAAUACUGGAUUUCCUUAUCAAAGACAAUCUGUUCCAGCAGUUCAGCAACCUUUUAUCAACAAGACAGCCACCACUGUCCUUCAGUCCAGGAACGGCCAGGUUCCCUCGCUGCAAAACGGAUCCAACCCUACCCAAAAGCCUAGCUCACCACCUCAACCUCAACAAUAUAUCUUACAGCACUCUCUAUUUAGCAACCCAGCCCCCAAGACAAAGGACCCUCCACGUUAUGAAGAGGCCAUAAAACAGGCCCGAAGCAUACACACCUCUCAUCCAGAGGUUUCCAAUGCACACAGUCAGCAGAUGGAUGAUCUCUUUGAUAUCCUCAUUAAGAGCGGAGAAAUUUCCUUCCCUAUCAAAGAAGAACCCUCUCCCAUAUCCAAAAUGAGACCAGUGACGGCCAAUAUUACCACAAUGCCCGUAAAUACAGUGGUUUCUCGACCACCACCCGAAGUCCAGAUGGCACCACCCAAUUCCUUAGAACAAAUGAACAGUUUAUCGAUCAGCUUAGAGAACCAACUCGAAGCUUUCUUGGACGGAACUUUACCCUCCGCCAGCGAAAUUCCUCCACUGACAAGUAGCAGUGAGGACAGAGAUUUCUCUCUAAUAGAGGAUCUCCAGAACGACUUACUCAAUCACUCCGGUAUGCUGGAUCAUUCGCACUCGCCAAUGGAAACUUCCGAAGCACAGUUUGCCGCAAAUAAUUCCUGCUUGUCACUCGACCUCCCUGACCCCAAUUUAGACAACAUGGAAUGGUUGGACAUCACCAUGCCUAACUCCUCGGCGGGGCUCACUCCUCUCAGCUCUGCUACCCCCAGUGUGUUUUCCACCGACUUUCUAGACGCACACGACCUUCAGUUGCACUGGGACUAAACUGCUGUUCCAAAGCCUUUUGAGUUCUGUAGCUAUGAGUACACAUAAAUGACUCUGGGCGGACGGUUUGAGGACUCGGUCCUUAAUCGCGUAGUUCUAAUGGCAAUUGGGGUUUCGUUGCACGAUUAGAGAGGUAAAAGCCUUGAAAUAAUUCUGGAGGAACAUCACUGCCUAAAGCAGGGGGCUUCUCUACAUUUCUACACAGAGUACAGCAAAAGGCUGUGUGAAAACUAACUUGAAAUGAAAAAUUAAAAGCAAUUGGUAAAUGGACCUAAAUGAUGGACAGUACCACUAGGAUAAAGAGUGAAAAGACAGUAGCUGUAGGAAUUAGCAUCAGGAUUCCUUUGUAACAUUGAAACCAACUGCCUAACCUCCGUGGUCACUAUCUAAGACCCUAAGUUAAAAGGGAGACAGCUCAGUCCAAUUUAACCUUCUGUUAAAGCAGAAGCAUAAAACUGUUUCGAGCAGGUAAGAGAUCACUGCACUUGAUUGUUCCUGUAGACAGCCUGAGCCAAAAUCAAGAUGCAUUAGGUGGGGAAAAAGGCAACUGAGAGCACUGGCUGGUUCAGUGAAAUUUCCCCAGUGACUGAAACCUUUGAUUUGUUCCAUUUGGAAUCCUGCCUUUGAAUUGUUCUAUAUUGUGGUUUUGUUUUGUAUCAUCUUUUUUUUUUUUUAAGUCCUGCAUUGGAUUUUUAAAAUUAAAUCAUGGAGGGGAGAUCCUUGAUUGCAUCCAGAGGAUUUUGGAAAAUGCAGUCAACCAGCAACCCACAUUAUAUGAAGUCCAGGUAUAUUGAGAACACUGAAACUUCUAUAGCAACAUUCUGGGCUUUUUAGUUUGGUUUCAGUAUGUAUAUCUGCUAGUUAUUUGUACACUACUUGACAUUGUACACAUUUUUAGGAGUGGGGAGGUAUUCAGGAAUCCCACUGGUUUGGAUGCUUUGAAUAUUCACCAAGUAAGCAUCCAAAUUUAGUUCCCUUUUAAAAGAACUAUAACAAGCUUCAGGUAAGCGAAUCCAUCUAGGAGUCCAGAACACCCUAUAGCAUGAAAUAUUUUCUAACCCAGUCAGUUGAAAAUAGAAAACACAGGGAUAGUGUCCCCGGCCUCUAGCAACAUUCCCAUAAAUAAUGACUGUGUUGUAAGGGCCACCUCUUUUUCUGUUUCUCUGAGUUGUUUGUUGAGACUAACAUCCUCUUCCAGCUUCGCACCUUUAUUAGCUAGCAUCCUUAAAAAGAUCUCUAGCUAUAUUUUCAAGAAGUAUUUAGAAACAACAAAAUCUUAGAUAUAAAAAAUUGGGGAUUCAUAUGAGUAUGUUUUUUCCUCCACCAAGGAAAAAAAGUUUUGAUCACCUUUAUGCUGGAUAGUUUUGAAUAAUGUUUCGAUGUAAUUAUUGUUCAUUGCAGGAUUUCAGUAUUCUAACUUUUUUAUUAUUUUGAACUCAUUCAUUUUUGUAAAUAGGAGGAAUUGCCGUCUAUCAACAUUCUGGGUUUCUGUCGGGUAUAACAAUUAAGUUACCCUCUCUCAUUCUUCAGAAUUAAAGAUACAUCUAUGACCAGAGAAACCCACGGGCUGCAUUCCUUCUUUUUGUAAUUCAGAGUUUUUCCAUAAAGACAGCGAGGGAAUCAGCCAAGUUCAUUAUUCUGAAGGAAUUUAUAAAUCACUUCUAUAGCUAUAUUCUUGAAAGUCAAUCCCUUUCAGGAAUUUUUUUUCUUUUAGUUCUGCCUAAUAUUUGCUCCAGUUAGGGUAAAUUCUGUUGUGCUUCUUUUUGAGAGGAAAGACUGCUCCUUUAUCUUUGUAAAGUGACUACUGUUGCUAUGGCUUUUCCAUCAGGCUUUUUUUUGUUGUUACCGUGCAUCUCAAGCCACAUUUACAAUGCAGAGCAUAAACUAUAGGUAGAAAUAUUUCAAUUCAUCAGCUUAAUAACCAAAAUUACCACGCCUGUACUAACGUAUAUUUGCAUACACAAUCUAUUUUUGUAAACCCAGAUUUUGUGAGCAGCCAGAUCAUGGGAGAUGCUGUGUCUGCCCUUAAGAGUUUAUUGCUCUGUAAGACACUAAUUAGGGUUUUAAAAAGUGCUGGUGUUGUGACUGUACACCAAAACGUCAUAACAUGGGAAAAUUGAUCUUUUUAAAAACCUACCCACUUCCGGUAAAGAAUUGGCAAGACAUCCCACCUCCAAAUAGUUUGAUGUUAUCCCCUAAACUAAGUUAAUUAUGGGUAGGGAACAUGUCUGCUGAUUCUGUUGUGUUGUACUCUUUCAAGUGCUUCGGACAGUGCUCUGCACAUGGUAAGCUAUCAGAUACCAUUCAUUAAUUGAUCUUACCCUCCCUAUUGUGCUUCAACCUUCUUAUAACUUAAAAUGUGCCCCUUUGGGUAUCGUAAUUUAAUAAUCAUCUGCCUUUAACUGUACAAGUAAUCCCCCCAUCUGUCAUUCCCCUUGGCCACCUACCUUUUUGGUUUUCGUGGUAAGAUACGCACAUGAAAUCAUUAUUGCUCUGUAGGAUACUUUGGUUUUGAAUGGUAUCAUUGCAUUACAAACAAGUAGCAUAUAAUGAUAGACCAAAGAUGAUGCUGCAUAGCAAACAAAAUGGCCCCUCAACCUAUUUCAGCAUAUGUAAUUGAGUAUGCAAGGGAGGGAGCUGGUAGUUUACUAAAGUGAUUUUUUUUUAAGCUCAGAUUCAGCCACAACAUAAAGCAACAGGUCAAGACUGAACCCAUCAAUUUUCAGCAAGCACAUAGAGUUUAGUAGUGCUCCUAUGAUACCUUGCUGCAGAAAUAGUAUUCACUGCCAAGGAAAUGGUAACCAAUCCAUAGGAAUUUAUAUUCUUUUAGGACUCUGUUCCAACCCUUCCUUCCAUCUCUCCCCAGUACUCAUGGAAUCUGUCAGUAUCGAACUUUGCUUUCUGUUUCAAGGAUCAGGAGUGUGGGGAGAGAAAGGGCCAUAGUAAAGCUCUUAUAAAGAUAAUUUCUACUAUAGGAGAAGAUGAUCACCUUAUGCAUUUCAGAAAAAGCAUCCAUUGGACAGACUUUUGUGUUUAAAAUGGUUUACUUUAGAAUGUUUUUCCUGAAAUGUACAAUCUACUGUAUAGUUCUUGCCGUUCGUACAUAUAUAUGUGUCUGUGUGUGUAUGUAUAAAAUAUAUAUUUACACAUACAUGCACCCACCCACUCCAGUUUUGUGGAAAGAUUCUUGCUUGGAUAAUAUUUGUGUGUGUUUUAUAUGCAUAUUUUUGUAACACUGAAGACAGUACUCAAAUCUUUGAAAUUUCUAAAAAUAAGGAGUUCUGUAAUGGUCAUCACCCAACUGGAAGAUUCUCUCUCAGUGUACCUGAGCAAAGUCGCAAAUGAUACACUGGUAUCUAGUUGACCGUGCUGCCUGAAGAAGGCAAAGAUAAUAUUUUGGCAGAAUUGGGUAGUUAGUUGACACCCCAGUUUGUCAGAAUAAAGACCACUAAACAGAAGUCUGGAUUUUUUUUACCAAAGCAAACUCAGAAAAAAAUGUUUUUGGUUCUUUUGAGCUCAUAUUUUGAGAUAGUUUCAAGUGUAUAUUCAUACUGUUUUUCUGAUGGGUAUGAACAUAUCUUACAAAUUUAUACAGCUCUUGAGAGGAAUGGAUUGCUAGCAUUUUCCGAAAAAGCAGAUACAUCAAUGUUGAGGAAGAGUUUUUCACUCAGUGUUCAACAUUCUUGGAUUGAAUAUUUUGAAUCCAAAGCUCAGAGUUCAAGAAAAUAAGCAAUAGAUGAAGGUUUUGUUUUGGAAUUUGCCUGUAGAGGGAAAAAAAUCAGUGCUAUAUAUCGCUAACUGAAUGGAAUAUCUAACACAAAUACUAAUAGUAUUUAAGUACUUAUGUGCAAAGCACUAUGCUAAGCACAGGGAGAAAAUGCACAGGUGGGAAUUAAACAUGGUCCCCAUCCCUCAUGGGGCUCACAAUCUACAAAGCUGUUGUCCUGUUCUGGAGGCCACAGGAGCAGAGUCAAUACAAUUGGAGAAUACUUUUAAACUGGAAGGGGCAUGAUGUCUUUUAAAAUGCAGACAGGCUUAAUGUUGCAUGAACACUUUGCUGGCAUCCUUACUGCAUUACAACUAAAGUGACUUCAAUUAAAACUGGAAGAGAAUUAGGAUAUCACUUCACCCAGUUAUGGUCAAAACCUUAAAUCCUGAAAUAUCCUUCAAUUGUUAUUUUAUUGUUAAGUUUUAAAUAUUUGCAGUCUACCUUUACUAAACGUUUUACCGUAAGUUGCAUGUUAAGACAGUUUCAUGCAUUUUCCAAGUCACCCUACUCUGUCAAGCAGGACUAAUAAGUUGUAAAUAAUGAACACAGUUUUGACAGGAGGAUCUCCAACUGAAUCCUUACAGUUGAGGGCUGUAAUUCAAAAGCUGCACAUGUUUACAAAACAGCUUUGUUACUUUCCCUGCUCUGUUAUAUCGUUAAAUAUCUUGCUGGUGUGACUUGAAGUUCAACAACAGAAAGAAAAAACCUUGUUGUACCAGUGUGCUGAAAAAAGAAAAUAUUUUUGGAUGUGUAAAACGGCUGUAUUAUGUCUAACAGAGCUUCAUGCCAACUGCUUUGAAAACAAGGCUUUAACAAAGUUUAUACAAACACCUGAAAAUAUACCAAGUACCUCUUUAUAUUAUGCUGUAAGAAAAUUUACUCUUGGUGGGAGGGAAGAGGAAAGGGGUAAAGUAUCAGAUAAUCAAAGGGUUUUUGACCUCAAGUAAACAAUAGUGAUGCAAAAACUUGCAUAAAAAGGAACCAAAGGCAUUGCCAAGUAUAUUGCCAAAAGGAGGCACUUUUUUUUUUUCCAAUUUGAGAAACCCAAUCUCAAAGUCAGUCAAUCCCCCAAAUGGUAUAAACCUUUCAGAGUUACCAUUUUCAUCAAGAUGUAGAUAUUUCUCAGUUGUUUUUGUUGUAUAAUAAUGGAUUUUGUUUUGUUGGUUGAAAAACUGUAAUUAAUAGUAACAUCAAACUUCUGCUUUCCAAAUGGAAGGGGUUUUUUUGUUUUUUUUGCUUGCAGUAGAAAUGCUUAACGUGAUAAUAGGUGUUUCUCUUCUUCUUUUCAUAGUCACAUCAUGUCUUAGCAUCUCACUUUAUGGAAAAAGAAGACAGACCCUAGUCUCUAGAGAGAGAGAGCCCUGUUCAUUUAAAGCACUAGUUUAUUAAACAAAAAAUUAUGGCAGUCAGGGGGCCUAUUAUUGCCUUUCUAUUAAAAAAGAUGCCUUUGUAUUUGCUGUUUGCACCCCUGAAAUCAAUUCCAUAUCAUGUCUGAAUGCCAUACAUUUUGCACAUUGUACUGUAUAUAUGUAAUGCAUACUGUAUUUUUAUAUGUGUAGCACAUUUAUCAUCAAAUAUUUUGUACAUAGUGGCAAUAUUGUAGCUAAUGAGGAAAUGUUUGAUAUCUCAGCAUUUUUGCAUUUUUGUGUCUCAAAUAAAAAAAACAUUUUGAUGUACUGUAA
This is a messenger RNA of Tachyglossus aculeatus (Australian echidna), 8970 nucleotides long. RefSeq names its product myocardin related transcription factor B (gene MRTFB). Bases 127 to 3519 code for a protein of 1130 amino acids. The transcript is spliced from 17 exons. Gene Ontology annotation, biological process: smooth muscle cell differentiation. NCBI's taxonomy places the organism in Eukaryota, Metazoa, Chordata, Mammalia, Monotremata, Tachyglossidae. The record is from RefSeq and is a predicted model, not a curated record.